AUGGUCCCCGACGCGCCCCCGCCCCACCGCCUCAUCUCCUCCCAACCCAUCACCACCUCGGCCGCUUCCACCCUGCUGCAGACCUACAUUGCCAACUCGGAAGCCCACCCGCACCUCCACCCCGACGCCCUCAUCACACCGACCGGCGUGACCUUCUCUUCGCACGGCGGCCCCACGGGCGGCGUCGUCAUGCACAACCUGCGCCGCGUCGCUGCCGGCCUGCGCGGCGAGUACCUGGAGCCCGAAGCCACGCCCGAACCCGAGGAAGAAGAAGCCAACGGUGCUCGUGCCAAGUACAGCAACAAGGGAAAGGGGAAGAGGACGACAUUUGCCAACGCCGACGCCGACGCCGACGCAGACGCCGACGCAGCCGGUGUGCACAUCGAGUGGCAGGACAAGGACGUGUACGAGCGCGAGCAAGGCGAGUUGGACAUGGGCGAUCUGGGCGACAGGACCAAUGUCGUGGCCGAGGGGGGCGACGUGCCCGACGUCGAGGUCACGGGCGAGAAGCGCAAGGGUGCGGAUGCCAAGCUGGACAAGGACGCCCGCAAAAAGGCCAAGAAGGAGCGGGAUGCGCUGAGGAAGAAGGAGAACGAGAAGAAGAGGGCCGAGAAGGCAUAG
This is a messenger RNA of Ascochyta rabiei, 621 nucleotides long. RefSeq lists its product as uncharacterized. The record is from RefSeq and is a predicted model, not a curated record. The transcript has a single exon. The coding region runs from base 1 to 621 and encodes 206 amino acids. Lineage: Eukaryota; Fungi; Ascomycota; Dothideomycetes; Pleosporales; Didymellaceae.